Lineus longissimus is the source of this 1490-nucleotide messenger RNA. Its product is annotated as baculoviral IAP repeat-containing protein 3-like. The transcript has a single exon. The annotation marks the transcript as partial. Gene Ontology annotation, cellular component: cytoplasm; nucleus. Gene Ontology annotation, molecular function: ubiquitin protein ligase activity; cysteine-type endopeptidase inhibitor activity involved in apoptotic process. The record is from RefSeq and is a predicted model, not a curated record. Gene Ontology annotation, biological process: positive regulation of protein ubiquitination; regulation of cell cycle; negative regulation of apoptotic process. NCBI's taxonomy places the organism in Eukaryota, Metazoa, Nemertea, Pilidiophora, Heteronemertea, Lineidae.
UCGGAUUUGCAACCCAGACUCGAGACGUACCAUAACUGGCCUGUUCGUGGUUUAUCGCCAAAAGAACUAGCAGAAAGUGGGUUCGUAUACAGGGGAUUAGGUACUAGGACAGUUUGUUUUCAGUGCGGUAUACCUUUAAAUGAGUGGCAAUCCCACGACGAUGCGGACAUUGAGCAUGCACGGUUCAGCCCUGAGUGCACAUUCAUAAGACAAAAGAAAGGAAAGGGGUUUAUUAAGGCGACACUUCAAAUGUACGAACUGCCCAUUCCGGCAUCGAUUGAGGCAAGGGACAGGUCGGUAGAGAGCACUGCAACGGGAUACACACGGUUGGAGCGGAAUGAGUACUCUGGCAAUAAAAACGAACAACAGCAACAACAACAAUUUGAACCAAGACGGACACCGGUUGUUCAUUUGCCGCCACCGCCGCGGCCAAGGGCGGAAGCGUCAACACCGAGGCGAAGGCCCAUGGGAGUUGCGGAACCGAGGCAAAUCAGGGCAAGAUUGGACAGUGAUUGGGGAAAGCGGUUACUACAACAAGGGUUCCCCCGCGAACUGGUAGGGCAAGUUUUCGGGGAGAGACUGCAACUUGAAGGGGACGAUUUCCCUUCGUUCCGGGAACUUCUCUUCGCUGUUUACGCCGCGGCAGACUUGCUGGGAAUAACAGUAUCAUCGGGCAGUGCGACAAGCAUUCCACCACCAGCGCCACCUCCGGAAAAUCCAUACCUUCAGUGGGAGGGAAACCAAGAGGCAUCGUCACAAGAAAUUCCGAGACCCUUUCAGCAAAAUUUUGACAUCAGUCAGGGGCUAAACCAAGGGGCUAAUCAAUACAGACCGGAGCUAAACGUACCGAAAAAGGACCCUGAACUUCAAAGCGCGGUUGAAUUAAACAAAGAUUUGAAGCGGAAACUAUUCUGUCGCCGCUGUUCGAAUAGAGAGGCGAACAUUUUGUUUCUCUGCUGUAAUCGGCGAGUUUGUUGUGAGGAGUGCGCAUAUGACGUCACGUCCUGUUUGGUGUGUGGUUCUCUGGAGCAGGAACGCGUCAAAGUAUUCGCGGCAUGAGCACAACAUUUUUAAAUAUUAUUCAUAUGAAUUUCACCGGUAAAAGUGUUACUUGGAAUUCAUAUUUCCUCGCUAAGGGAUGGAACGAUAAACCUUCCCUUCGCUUUAUGUCUUAUUAUUCUAAUUAUGAGCAGUAUCUUGUUGCAGUCUUUGCAUAUGUAAAGAUUAUUAUUUUCAAAGCUGAAGCUAGACCACGAAAACAUUAUGCUUUGCUAAUUGAUACUGAAGACAAAACAUAUUUAGUAUUACUCAAGAGCUUGAUACAAACAAGGAAUUAAAACGAAAAGUAUCCUGUCGCCGCUGUUCGAAUAGAGAGGCGGACAUUUGUUUUCUUUCCUGCAAUAGGAGAGUGUUUGUUGUGAAGAGUGCGAGUAUGACGUCACUUCCUGUUUGCUUUGUGGUUUUCAUUAAAUUUUUCGCGGCAUAGUUUU